AGCAAACCAUCACACUCUAUACAGGGGGAGAAGAGGAACGGCAGAGGGACCAUGCAUGUAAACACCCUCUCGCUCUUCGCUAUUUGGGGAAUAGCCUUAAGCACAAGAGGAAAUGUACACAGCCAGCCCAUGGAAACCUUUGCCUACACCAUGAGAGAGGAAGAUGUAGUGUAUCGGGCUGCUGUGUUGGAGUACAGAGCUUUUGAUGAUAUGGCGGGAGGAGGGUUGGCUGUGCUGAGAGAGAAUGCAAGGGUGUUCGUCGAGUUCGCUGAGGCAGCCAAGCAACAGGGUGCAGACAUCAUGGUUUUCCCCGAAUAUGGCCUGACUGGCACGGCGUCAGGCAGCCUCGAGGAAUUCAUGAGCAAAACGCAAGCUCUGCCCGACCCAGGCACGGGCACUGUCCUUUGCAACAGCACCGAUACGUCUGAGGCUAUCGAGGCAGUCCGCGCGCUGAGUUGUGCGGCGGCGGAGCUCGGCAUGUACCUCGUCGUGAACCUCGCUGAGCAGGUGCCUUGUGAUGAACCGCAGAUGAACCCGUUUGAACACCUGAAGGGGUUCGCUUCCGAGUCGACGAGGGGCGUUGGGGAGGAGCUCUUAGGAGGUGGAGGAGGAGGUGGAGGAAGAGGAGGUGGGGGUGGAGGAGAUGGAGGAAGGAGAGGUCCUAGAAAGGAAGGAAGAGGGGGAGAGAGAGAUUCUGAAGAAGGAGAAGGUGAAGAAAAAAAAGAUCUUAGAAAAGAAGAGACAGAUCCUAGCGAAGGAGGAAGAAGAGAGCCUAAUAAAGAAGUAAAUAUCGAUCCUAAACACAGAGAAAAGACGAGAGACCUUGGAGAAGGAGAAGCAACGAGAGAUCCUGAAGGAGGCGACGGAGGAGCGCCUCGCGAAUGCCUCGACUCGGGUUUUUACGUCUUCAAUACGGAGGUCGUGUUCGAUCGCGAGGGCGUCGUCGUGGCCAAAUACCAUAAGAAGUCCCUCUACCUCGAGCCAGGCUUCACUCCGGGCUCACAGGACGAUAGGGAAGCCAUCUUCACUACCGAUUUCGGGGUCACGUUUAGUUUGCAGGUGUGUUUUGACAUCCUCUACGGCGGACCAGGAACAAGCAACGUGGUCGAACGAGGGGUGACCGACGUCAUAAUGAGCAGUUACUGGGUGGAUGAGCUGCCUUUUCUUACCGCUCCUCAGAUGUGGCAGAGCUGGAGCGAGGGCCUGGCCGUCAAUCUGAUGGUCGCCAACUUCCACGGCCCGGAGGAGGGGGCUCUCGGCUCGGGCAUAUUCCGCGGUCUGACUUCGCAAGACAGCCUCUACACAUACGACCCCAACAGCGGGACUAAGCUUCUGGUUGGGGAGGUCGUGAGUCGUCGCACCACGCCGCUGCCGACACCGACUGGCCACAGCGACGACGCUACGACGUCCAAGGGAACGGCAAGGAUGGACAGUGAUGCCACGGUGAUUCAGUCUCCUUCCCAAGCAGUACCUGUGGGAGAGGAAGUUGCCUUGGGCAUUCUCCAGGAAACGGGUUGGAUCCCUACUGAUAACGGGGAGGAUGUUGAGACGGAAGAGCAGAAAGGCCAACCCGAGGCAGAAGGAAGGGAAAUCCGCACUGAUCGCGUCUUUUUACACGAAGACCUUGACCGGUAUUCAAAUUACGCGCUUGAGAGAGGGGACGGCGUGAUGAAGAGGAGUCUUUGUCACAACGACAGUCUCUGUUGCUCUGUGACGUACUCCUUCCCCGCCGAUCCCACCGACGAGUCUUCCUUCCUGCUCCUUGCGUACAGUGGCGUGGCGGAGAAAGGAGAUGGGGCGUACUUGCUAUUUACGCAAGUCUGCGCUGUCGUUUACUGCUUGAACGAAAACGUGACGUCGUGCGCACGCAUCGAAGAAAACGGGGCUCCACAGAAAACGUCUUUCCGCGCUCACAACAUCACGGGGGACUUCGAUACUUCUUACAUAUACCCUUCCGUCUUCACCCAAGAACUCAAGCUCGUCGACACAUCUCUGUGGGACUUCGAGUCUUCGGUUUCAAGUGAGAAGAUGGUGAAGAGUACACUGGUUUUGCACGAGGAUGUAGAUUACCUUCUAUCACUUAGACUCUUUGGUCGCUGGUUCGAUAGGGACCCUUAGUAUAUUGGUUUGGUUUACACGACUUGAUUUAUGUCUCAUGCAUGUAUGAUCACUUAUGUACUCGUGUCGAAGCAGAACAGAAAUAUAAAAGGCAAAUAAAAUAACAUUCAGUAUAGUUC
Molecule: messenger RNA, 2237 nt
Organism: Penaeus indicus
Lineage: Eukaryota; Metazoa; Arthropoda; Malacostraca; Decapoda; Penaeidae
Product: biotinidase-like
Exons: 7
Coding region: 52-2118 (688 amino acids)
Source: RefSeq, a predicted model, not a curated record